GAAAAGUUGACGUUGUACAGUUUCUCUUCCCCCUGGCCGGCGCACUUCGAUGUUCGUACACUUCCAGACACAGUGCGAAGAGCACGAAUUCCCACACCAAAACGUGACGAGAAUGUAUCUGUCUUGCUUUGGCCCAUUACAUGGAUGGUCGCUCACACAAUCGGUGUUCGCAUUGCCUAUCCCGGGAGUACGGGAAUCCUGAACUCACUAACACUUCAUCCGCGUCUAGACGCUCGUGAUAAUUUGCGAAGACAAUAUGGAAUCCGUCGGAUUGGCUUACUCACUCAAGACGGCGAUUUCGUCGAUGCAUUCUACGCCGAUCGACGUGGAUCCACUUUGGCCGUAGCGGAUCCACAAUUUUCCGGGCAUGGGGAUUCAAAGGGUGAAAUUCUUAUUAUCUGCUGCGAAGGAAAUGGUGGUUAUCCUGAAAUUGGUACACCUUUGGUCCCGUUGGAACACGGUUACUCAGUGCUGGCUUGGAAUCAUCCCGGAUUCGGUGCAAGUACAGUGAGUGCUCUGUCUUUCCCCCCUCUCAUCACCGGCAGUCCACGUCUGCCCCCUCGUUUUUACCCGCUCAUGCGGCUCAGUGAAUCGCUCGCAGCAUGUGCAGCAUUGUUUGUAUAG
Messenger RNA from Echinostoma caproni, 624 nucleotides. The record is from the annotation of a GenBank genome assembly. NCBI's taxonomy places the organism in Eukaryota, Metazoa, Platyhelminthes, Trematoda, Plagiorchiida, Echinostomatidae.